Messenger RNA from Hordeum vulgare subsp. vulgare (domesticated barley), 2015 nucleotides. Its product is annotated as aspartyl protease family protein At5g10770-like. The record is from RefSeq and is a predicted model, not a curated record. Lineage: Eukaryota; Viridiplantae; Streptophyta; Magnoliopsida; Poales; Poaceae. The transcript has 2 exons. Gene Ontology annotation, molecular function: aspartic-type endopeptidase activity. Gene Ontology annotation, biological process: proteolysis. The coding region runs from base 344 to 1738 and encodes 464 amino acids.
GUGAGGCGCCCCCAAUAAUUCCUCGGCCGCAGCCAGCAGCCAUCAGCCCGGUACAGCAGCCUGGCCGUCGAUGAGCGAGUGACCUCCAUCCAUCCACUCCGACCUCGCUGCGUCCGGCCAGCCAGCUCCUGCCUGCCUGCGCCCUUGUUCCCAUGCGCCGCAAGAAGCCCGCCUCUCACCUCAGCUCGCGGCCCCAGAGAAUCUUUCUUCCUUUCUCUUUCCUGACCUCACCUUACCUCAUCCCCCCUCCCCUCCCUUUCUUUAUCCCCCCCUCCCUCUGCUCUGCUCUGCUGACGGACAGGGGAGCGAGCGAGUCAAGUGAGGUGCGCCGAGCGAGCGAGCGAUGGCGGCACGGGGAGGAGCUCGCGCCGUCGCGCCGGCCGCUCUGCUGCUCCUGCUUCUCCUCGCCUCAGGCGGCGGCGGCGGCGUGCAUUGCCUGAGGUCAAGGGCGGAGAGCGGCGCCACGGUCCUGGAGCUGCGGCACCACGCCAGCUUUAGCUCAGGCGGCAAGAGCAGGGCGGAGGAGGCCCACGCCGUCCUGGCCUCCGACGCCGCCAGGGUCUCGUCGCUGCAGCGGCGCAUCGGCAGCUACGGGCUCAUCAGGUCGUCGGACGCGGCGUCGGCGUCCAAGCUGGCGCAGGUCCCCGUCACCUCCGGCGCCAGGCUGCGGACGCUCAACUACGUGGCCACCGUGGGCAUCGGCGGCGGCGAGGCGACGGUGAUCGUGGACACGGCCAGCGAGCUCACCUGGGUGCAGUGCGAGCCGUGCGACGCCUGCCACGACCAGCAGGAGCCCCUCUUCGACCCCUCCUCGUCGCCGUCCUACGCCGCCGUGCCCUGCAACUCCUCCUCCUGCGACGCGCUGCGGGUGGCCACCGGGAUGUCCGGCCAGGCGUGCGACGACCAGCCGGCGGCCUGCAGCUACACCCUCAGCUACCGCGACGGCUCCUACUCCCGCGGCGUGCUGGCGCACGACAGGCUGAGCCUGGCCGGCGAGGACAUCCAGGGCUUCGUGUUCGGCUGCGGCACCAGCAACCAGGGCCCGUUCGGCGGCACGUCCGGCCUCAUGGGGCUCGGCCGGAGCCAGCUCUCCCUAAUAUCCCAAACCAUGGACCAGUUCGGCGGCGUGUUCUCCUACUGCCUGCCGCCCAAGGAGUCCGGCUCGUCGGGCUCCCUCGUCCUCGGCGACGACGCCUCGGUGUACCGGAACUCCACCCCGAUCGUGUACACCGCGAUGGUCUCCGACCCGCUGCAGGGGCCCUUCUACCUGGCCAACCUGACGGGGAUCACCGUCGGCGGCGAGGACGUGCAGUCCCCGGGGUUCUCGGCCGGCGGCGGCGGCAAGGCCAUCGUCGACUCCGGCACGAUCAUCACGAGCCUGGUGCCGUCCGUGUACGCGGCGGUGCGGGCCGAGUUCGUGAGCCAGCUGGCGGAGUACCCGCAGGCGGCGCCCUUCUCCAUCCUGGACACCUGCUUUGACCUGACGGGGCUGAGGGAGGUGCAGGUGCCGAGCCUGAAGCUGGUGUUCGACGGCGGCGCGGAGGUGGAGGUGGACUCCAAGGGCGUGCUCUACGUGGUCACCGGCGACGCCUCGCAGGUGUGCCUGGCUCUCGCCUCCCUCAAGUCCGAGUACGACACCCCCAUCAUCGGCAACUACCAGCAGAAGAACCUGAGGGUGAUUUUCGACACCGUCGGGUCUCAGAUCGGCUUCGCGCAAGAGACUUGUGAUUACAUUUGAUUUGACCACGGAGCUCUGCGUGUGCGUGUGAAUAUCCUAUAGUUGGGGAUUUGUUUUGGGACCGAUCGAUCGAUCACCACUGGUGAUUGGCAAUUGGCAAUACGGUAUUUAGUGAUUGGCAAAUGUACGUACAAGCGUUUGUAGUACUAGUUGCUCUAGGUUGUUUCUUCUUCUUCUUCUUCUUAUUUCAUUUCUUUGUGCUUUGGAGCUGCUGGGUUUUUGUUUUAGUGUGCCCUGGUGCUGAAAGGGGGAGAUGAUUGUGGAAUUGUCAAGCUAA